Oppiella nova is the source of this 1489-nucleotide messenger RNA. Lineage: Eukaryota; Metazoa; Arthropoda; Arachnida; Sarcoptiformes; Oppiidae. The record is from the annotation of a GenBank genome assembly.
UGCGAUGACCUGGAUCCAGUGGUCAAAACAGCGGCCGGUGUGGUGACCCUAUUCGAGACGAGUCUGGGCGGCGACCGAUUCAAGCGGACAGACCUCAAGUUCGGCGACCAUCACAGCGAACACCCGACAAAAGUACAGAACCUGACCGUCGAUCGGACCAAACGGGUCCAGAAGAUUGUCGGCUUCGGCGGCUCCUUCACGGACGCUACCGGCUAUACGAUCUCCACUCUACCCGACGCCCUCCAGAAGCAUAUCAUUGACGACUAUUUCUCGGCCAAAGGCGUUGAGUACAAUCUGAAUCGUUUGCCGAUAGGCGGCGCCGACUACUCGCGACGCGCCUACAGCUACGAUGACGGACACGACGGCGACUUAGAGCUCAAACAGUUCGCCCUAACCGAUGAGGAUAAGACGUAUAAGAUUCCGUACAUGAAACUGGCCAAACAAGUGAGCCCGCACACACAGAAGUUUUUUGGCAGCCCCUGGUCGGCACCCGCCUGGAUGAAGACAAACAACGAGCUCCACCACGGAGGCUAUCUGAAGGGCAAUCCCGGGGAACAGUACUAUAAAGCAUUUGCCAAAUAUUUUGUUAAAUUCCUCGACGCGUACAAAGAGCAGGGUCUGGACAUGUGGGGCGUGACCAUCGAAAACGAACCGUCCGCCGGCAGUCAACCGACAUACGAGUUCAACUCAAUGGGCUUCACGAAAGAGAUUCAGAAGGACUUCCUGGUGAAAGACUUGGGACCUGCUUUGUCAGCCGCCGGCUACGGACCCGACAAACUCCAGGUCAUGAUCUUCGACGACCAACGGGACCACAUCCACGAGUGGGCGCAGUAUAUCUUCUCGGACAAGGAGGCGGCCAAACUGGCCGCGGGCACCGCCUUUCACUGGUACCAGAACAACAAGGACAAUAUUGGCAACUUGAAAAAGACCCUGGACGCCGACCCCACUAAGUUCAUCAUCAACAGCGAGGCCAGUGUCAGCGUCAACAAGAAGGAGAAUCCAAAUCAGGGCGAUUGGGGUAAUGGUCUCGAGAAUACUGUGCGCGAUAUUAUCGACGACCUCAACAAUUACGUGUCCGGUUGGGUGAACUGGAACAUGGCGCUGGACCUACAGGGCGGACCAAACUGGGCCGGCUUCAAGGCGUACGCCCCGAUCCUGAUAGACGCCGCCAAUAAGACCUACUACAAGCAGCCGUCCUUUUACGGUCUGGGUCAUAUCAGCAAGUUCAUUUUGCCCGACUCGUAUAAGUUGGACUUCCAUGAGACCACCAAGAUCGAUCGCUACCAGAAUACGGCAGCCGUGAGAGCCGAUGGCGGUGUGGUCGUGGUUAUCAUGAACUCAAGCGACGACCUUGUUGAGAUUAACAUUAAUGAUGCUGGACAAAAGUUGUCGCAUUACGUCAAACCCCAUACCCUGCAGACCUAUAUCUAUUGGCUUUGAAUUUACUAAUGGGUGUUAUUUUUUAUGGCAAUCAUUGUAAUCGUGAUAU